Messenger RNA from Porites evermanni, 6827 nucleotides. The record is from the annotation of a GenBank genome assembly. NCBI's taxonomy places the organism in Eukaryota, Metazoa, Cnidaria, Anthozoa, Scleractinia, Poritidae.
AUGUGUUCAUCGACAAUGCAAACUGAAGGUAAGCCAUGAACUUGAUAUUUUGGAACAAGUAAUCCUUAACUGAUCUCUGCUCAUACAUUGUAAGUGGGAAGCAUGUGGCUCCUUAAGGGUUGCCCCACCCUAACUGCCAGCUCAGAUUUCUUUUUGACCCCCAUGUAGUCCCCAGUUUAACUCCUUGGCUUUGCUUGUGCAUAGCCAACUGGUUUGUCUCUGCUGGAGGCUAGGUGGGAUUCUUGUUUUUUUCGUUGUGCAUGUGGGUUUUUCUCAGAGCCAUUCUUCAGUAAAGUAACUCUUUGGUUGAAUGUUUUAUUGUGCAAUACUUUUAAAAUAAUCUUCCUCAAUAAUUUUGACUAAACUCCUGCUUAAAAUGAUGGACUUCAGUGUGUUGCAAUGUAUCUGCAUCUCUCAAAUUUUGAUGCUUUUGUUAAUUUUUCCAGUUCUAGUUAAAUGUAGGGAUUAAGAGCUGCUCCAUAUCCAAGCUCAAGUUAACUAUAGAUCAAGCAGCUAGUAUUUUGACCAGUAAAGUGAGUAUAUGUGGCCUCACCUUGGCAAGCUAAUCUAGAAGGGGGAGGGAAGAUGGCUUUAAUAGAAUAAUAAAUCUGUUGAAAGAUAAGACCCGAGAACAGUUCUCCAAUUUUUUUUUUAAAUUUUUAUCGUUGUUCUUCUUUUUUAAAUUGACAUAAAUUAUCUUCUGAAAAUCUAGUCCCCCCCCCACCCCUCCUGCGUAGGUGCAGUUCUUUUGUAAAAAUGGCACACAUAGUCAUUUUGUAGCCAUAAACAAAGUGAUCUACACUUCCAUCUGAGCUCCUUUUCUAGAGUUACUUAUAAUCCCAAGGAGGCAACACGAACAGCUUCAUUAAAAAUUACAAAUUUAAGGCAAAGUUUUCUCAGUUUUCAAAUGUUAGUAGAACCAAAAAGCAGUAAAAUUAUAAAUCGUACUAUUUUGACAGAGUGACAACAUUUUUUAAUGUAAGAGAAUACUAAUGAUUAUUGUUUUGGAUAAAAGCUCCAUCUGACUUUACAACUUUUUUAACAGAACCCUGUCUAUUAAAGUGUUAAUAUCCUUCUUUACAUUACCAUCAACCACUAGCAGGUUCUUUUACUUGUACUGAAGUGGAAUACCAUUUCAUACAAAACCUCAUCCAUUUACAUGAACAAGCUGUCACUUUCCUUUUAAAUUAUUUUCUAGUUGAUGACCUAACAUAUCAGUAACAGUGAAAUGACAAAAUUAUCACUACUCCUAUCCAUGACAGCAUGCUGAUACCAAAAAGCUACUGUACAAGCUUAGCCCAGCCACAAGUGCAUCAAUAGAACUCUAUACUGGAGCAGCCUAAACUCUAGUCAAUUGAGGUUGCUUUAUUAAUAAGAGCCACUGAAAUAUCAAAACAGGGCUUACUUUAAGGUUCUCUUUAACAGCGGAGAUCUCGAGCGCGAAGCGCGCCAGCGGAGCACCAUGGGUAAGAAAAUGAAGUAAUCUACCCAUCCGAGAAAAUUUGGUAAUCACGUGACUGUACACCGACCGACCGACCGCCCGAGCGACCGUCCGUCCGCGCCAUAGGCAUACCAAUGUAAAAUAACUCAAUCAACAGGUAUGGCAACAAUUCGAGGUUAUUUUGGCAGGAAAUCGCGUAGCCACCGGCGUCUUGUAAAGUAGAGACAACUAAAGAGUUAGUAAAGACGAAAACGGAAAGCGGAAAUUGUUUCAAUGUAUCCGUGUUGUCUUAAGUAUUUAGCUGAGAUUAACUGUCAUGUCCACAAAUUUGGAACGUAGAGCAAGGAAAAGUAGGCAGCAGGCUAGCGAAGCUCAACGAGAAAAAGGGUGACAGAGAUCUAGAGCGAGAGAUAAAAAACAAAGGAGACAUUUUUUUGUCGGAAGAACAACAUGAAAAUUUUGUAGCGGCGGUGACAAAAUGAGAAAUGCUAACGGCCACCAAUGCAAGGUGAAAAUGAGCGGCAGUGAAAAAAAAAAAAGGGAACGAGAACACGUACGACAUUUCCUCCAUAAAACGUGUAACUAAGGGCCUGUUUACAUGGGGGUGGGGGACCCAAGUUAGGUGAGGUAACCCGCUUUGGUGGGUAACCCGCCUGUCCACAUAAUUUCUCAUUUUAAUUUGAUCACGUUUAUAUGAUACGUGGGGUGACCCGCCGCAUGUGACCUCACCUAUCUGGGGUUCCCCACCUCCAUGUAAACAGGCUCUAAGCAGUCUCUGAAGUUUCACGUUGUAGUCGUGCAAAACAACGGCAAAGAAAUGUACAAAAAAAUUUGCUGCAUGUGCAAAGUUGCUUUUUUUGCUAAUUAGACCUAUUGAUGUUUUUCACCGUUCUCCGGCGUUGCAUUCGCUGCUUAGCAUUACGCGGUUUUAUAUUUUUUUUGAAGAAACUAUAAAUAUCAUCGAGAGCUUUGCUUUUAGCCCUGGCUAAAUCUAUAUAUUAUCUUUUACAUAAGAGCCUUUUUCUGUUGAUACUCAGUUACAAUUUAAUAUUAAUAAAAUUAAUGUUUGUUUGUUUUUUGCUUUCAGUCAUCCCUCAUGGCAGCCUCUUCUGAUCAAGAAUUGGAAUUUGAAAAACAGAAAUCAAGUAGCGACACAGUACGUUACGCCUCACAAAAGCUGUCAAUUAUUCUUCUUUUCACCAUAUAUUUAGUAGCUACACAAGAUUUAGAAAGAAAUGUUUACUUAAUAGUUUUUUCCCUUUAAACUUAGACAAUCACAAAACACAGCAUUUCUUUUGUUCUUGUUUGAACUAGAGCCUAGACUCAGUGUAGGCAUAAUAGGGGCAUAGAGUGGUAACUAGGUGACUAGAUAGUUAAUACGCUAGGUUCUACAAGAUGUUUUAAACCAUUGUGUCAAAAUUUAAGACUUUGAGACGGUUAUGGUUCCGAGAGAGCCCAAGAAACUGAGAAUCUUCAGUACUGGAUAAACCAUUCGACAGGUAUAAUACAGUGCGGUGAUACUUCUCAGCAAACAGUAAAUUAUAUGAAAGUAAUAAAAUUUGGGCUCGGUUAGCUUUAGAUGGUGAUUUAAUCUGUCUUUUGCAGGCUGAAAAUUGUCCUCAGAUCACCACCUCAAGCACUUCACAAGUAGAACCAGGUCAAAGUGACGGUUUUUCUGCCAGGCCAGUACUAAAAGUUACCCUUCUGGGAAGUGAGUGGAAUUCCUCAAAAGGUGGUUUGUCAACAUUAAACAGAGAACUUGCAAUUUACCUUUCAAAACAUCCCAAAGUGGAAGUAACAUUGUUAGUUCCCAAGGGAGUUUGUAAAGAUGAGGAAAAAAGAGAGGCUGGAAGCUAUGAAAUUGCCAUUGUUGAAGCAGAGGAACAAACAGGGUAUGAUCCCCUUGAAUGGUUAAACUUCCCACCUACAGACCUCGUCAUCGAUGUCAUCAUUGGGCAUGGUAAGAAACUUGGCCGGCAAGUACAAGGAAUACGAAAAUUGGCAGAAUUUAAGAAUUGUAAGUGGGUACAAGUGGUGCAUACUGCCCCAGAAGACCUUGGAAAAUUCAAAGACUACACUAAUCCUACUUCUAAAGGUGAACGAAAACAUCAAGUUGAAGUUGACCUUUGUAAGCGUGCUGAUCUUGUCAUGCCUGUUGGACCCCGCCUGACAGAAUUUUACUCUUCAUAUUUACAACGAUACAAAAAAGAAAUGGAUGUGCUUUCAUUUACUCCAGGACUUUUUGAAAGGGAGUUUGGGGAUUUGGAACAAGAUGUCAAUAACAAUGCAGAUUUUAAAGUGUUAAUUUUUGGUCGUGGCGAUAAGGAAGAUUUUGAGCUUAAAGGGUACAGCAUCGCUGCUAAAGCAUUUACUGACCCACGGUUGGAAAAGAAACCUUAUCAACUGAUCUUUGUUGGUGCCCCUGAAGGAAAGCGAGGAAAAGAAGAAGUUAAAAAACGACUUCUGCGUUGUGGUAUCCCUAAAGAGCAGCUGGUUGUUAGAACAUUUAUACAAAACAGAGAUAGUAUAAAAAGUUUGCUUUGCGAAGUUGAUCUUGCCAUCAUGCCAUCAAAAUCAGAGGGGUUUGGACUCGUCGCACUUGAGGCCUUGUCUGCAGGUUUACCUAUUCUUGUUGGUAGUAAAUCGGGAAUUGCCAAAGCAUUAGAGAAUGUUCCUAAUGGUUAUUCAUGCAUCGUGUAUUCAUACAAUCCUGCAAAGUGGGCAAAAGCUAUUGAAGCUGUUCGUGUCAGACAUGCUUUGCGGCUAAAAGAGAUCAAAGCUCUGAAAGCAUCCUAUGGAGAGAUUUAUUGUUGGAACGAACAAUGUGAAGCUCUUGUGGAGAGGAUGUGGAAAAUGGUUUAUGGUAUGAUUGCACUAGAAUACUGGUUUAUGGUAGGAAGUUUUUAGAACACGUGGUAAUAGUAAAAUGAUGUAGUUCGUUAUACCUUAUUGUGGUACAGCUACGGGCUAGUCAAUUGAGAGAAGUUUAGACCAUCGCUGUACCACAAUAAGGUAUAACGAACUACAUGGUCUUGCUUUAACUACAUGUUCUAAAAGUUACUAGUGUCAUUUCCGCCAAUCAGCUUUUCACAUCGACUUUUGCGAUUCAGAUAUUCAAAUUCCAGACUAGAAAGAGUCGUAGUUCCAAGCUCUCCUUCGUUUUCUAACCCCGCCUCCGGAGUGCCCCGGAGAGCUUGUUCGCAGGCUAUUAAUCAACUCUCCAGCUCUUGGCUGCGGGUCGCUGAAAAGUACUUUGAGCGAUUGAGGUACAGUGUACUACCCUUUUUUGAACUUAAUAACUUUCACUGAAUGUUUUAAAUACAGAAGGUAAAGCGCGUUGAAAUUUUGGACGGCGAGUGAAUAGGUGAUAAAUAAUCUUAUGGAGUAAAAUAUUGUACUUGUCUAGAAAUAUUUCGCGUGAUUCAUUCGUUUCGGUUAACGUGGUCUGUGGAUCUUAUCUCGGAGAAGUCCCUGACGGGUGCACGAGCGUGAAGUUAUGGUAAUAGGACUGAGUGGAGUACAAUUCAAGGAGUAAUCGGGCGAGUAAUUUCAAAUUGCCCAGCACAAGCCCGACUUGAAAUUACAAGCCCGAUUACCCCUGAAUUGUACGACACGAAGUCCUAUUACCAAUUGAUAGAGAGGCGAAGUGUGACGUCACGUUACCAUAGUAGCACUAUUUCUGGAUGACAACAAAAUCAACGACGACGGCGACAGCAAGGAGAUCGACAAAAAUGAUAUGUUUAUAUUAACAAACAACAACUUUGCACGUGCGUCACGCUAUUUUGUACAUUUCUUUGCCGUCGUUUCACCACUGCGACAUGAAACUUCUUAAUUUCCCGAGCCCGCUUUAUGGAGUAGGUGAACACAACAGAAGAAUUGUCGCUUUCUUUUUCUAAACUAAGAUAACGAUAAAUACGACUGCAAAGAAAAUUUCGCCAAGAUUUGCCAAAUUAAAUGAAAUUGAAUAAGAUCGGUGAAGUUUGAAAUAGUGCGAAUAGACUUUUAAGUGACUUUAUCAGUUUGUUGUCAUCCAAAAAUUUUGCUACCAUGGCAACGUGUAACGACUUCUCUCUAUUGUGCCAAUAACGCAAUGUGAGAAUCUCGGUCUUGGAAAAUGUAUUAAUGUAAAUUAAAAACACUGGACCAGUUAGUUUCAUCCGUUUCUCUUUUCCAGUUAAAGCUGGAUAGCUUACCUGGUCACUAUUUUUUCAUUAAUUUUGAUUGGUUGUCAUGUGCUGUGUAGUUAAAUUUCAAUGGCUAGUGGCAUUUGCUGCUUAAUUUUCAUUGGUUCUUAACAGUCCGAUUUGACCUGUCCGACUACAAGCUCCUGGUAAUCGGACAGAUCAAAUCACAGUUUUGGAGUUACAAUAGCAAACUUAAGCUCUAUAAAUAUGGGCUGUUCAGAACCAAUCAGAAUUACGCAUUUUGUUAUUGACGCAAUUAUAAUAAUAACAAUGAUAAUGAUAAUGAUGACGAUGAUGGUGAUAAUAAUAAUCAUCAUCAUCAUCAUCAUCGUCAUUACUAAAAGUAAUAAUUGGGCUGCACACUACACACAAUGGGCAAAAUUUUAAAAAAAAUGAGUAUCGCACGUGUUCAUGAAUUUGUAUAUAGCUAUUUCGAGAAAGGUUGUCAAAAAAGUGCACGCAACAAUGUCGAAAGGUAUUGUGGGUAGUACUGAGUGUACAGUUCUUCAACGAAAUUUGAAAGAAUGGUACAAGAGGCCAUGGACGUAUGUUUGUGAGUGCCAAAGGAAAGCAACAAAAGUAUUUUCGACAGCUACAAUGUCAGGAACAGUGUAUUGAUCGUAUCCUGUAUUACCCUUCGGGAUUGUCGCGUACACAGUUUUUCCUACAACCUUUCCCGAAAUAGCUGUAUACUAGUUUAUGAAGUUAAACAAUAAAAUGAUAUUAUUCCACUGAAAGCGAUAAGCGUCCCUGAAUAGAUGAGUUUGCAGGCGUUUAAAAGUGGUAACAUUAUAGAAGAGUUGCUUAGCUUCAACAUUUUUCAAAAAUUUCCCACAACGAAGUUAUCCUUUUUUUGAUUUGAAAUAUGUUUCACAAAGCUAUUUCUUCAUUGAACAUGAACCUGAUUUCCUAUGAUAAGUUUCUUACCGAAUUUGCUGUUAUGACGAAAGCUUGUUUUCACAGGGUCCUCUGUAGAAGAAAACAAAAACCCAAGAACAGAAUCCCUUGCUGACAAGCAGCUUGUUUUCCAAAUUUCCCUUGGUAGUAACCCUGAAAAGAAAGCUGAUGCUGGCUCUGUAUCAGGAAGUAUAACCGAAAAAUCCAAAAAUGAUGGCUCUCAGCUUCGUAAUAGCCUUAAAAUUUCAGGAUCUUCCUGUGACCCAGGUAUGGAAAUUUCUUCUUGCUGCUGCCCACUUGCAUGA